AUGAAUCAAGACCAAGAACAGUCGGACAUAGAUGUAGAUCUAAACGAUCUCAGGGUCGAACAGGAGAUUGACGAACUCGAGGAAGAUGAUUUCGCCUCUGCAAGCGACGAAAUUGAAGGCGGGAUUUACGAUGUUGCAUUGCCUGAGCCCAUAGUACGAAUGGUUACAACAAAACAGUUGCAUCGGAUGAUUCAUGAGGGUGAAGUUGACAUCAGUCCACCAUAUCAGAGAGAUCCAGGCGACGUAUGGACAGACUCGAAGCGGACUGGUUUGAUUGAUUCUAUAUUUCGCAAUUUUUUCAUUCCACCUGUUAUUUUUGCCGUUACAAUGGAGGAAAAUGAAGAAGUUCGUACAUGCGUUGACGACAAGGACAGUAGAAAUGGAAAAAAAUACUGGUACACUGCUCCAGCCAACUCUGGAAAAGUCGAACUCCCCGAGUUUUUCAAGGAACAAUUCCAGAGGAAAGAGAUUACAGUUGUCGAAUUCCACGGUAUUGCUCCAGGGACAGAACGAGAACUAUUCCAGAGAGUACAAUUGGGUAUGCCAUUGACUGCAGCAGAGAAAGUUCAAGCAGUCGCAUCACCAUGGGCCGAGUGGAUUGGGCAGCUAAUAACCAGGCAUAUUUCUACGGAAGACGGCUUGGGUCACAAACUAGACUGGGACAUUAACAGAGGGCGAGAUUUCCAAAAUGUUGCCCAUAUGAUUUUUUGCUGCGACGGGAUAAAAGAGCAGCCACUUCCUACUGCACAGAAGAUAGAACGAUGGAUACAUCGCGAAGAUCAUCCUUCGAGGCAAUUUCAAGAAGAUAUAGAUAGAGUGCUUAGGUGUUUGUGGGUGAUUGCAAAUGAAAAACGAUACUCGGACGCGUUCGUAAAAGUGCAACAACGGAUAGCACCAGUAGAGUUCAUCUUCAUCGGCGUCUUGUUAUAUGUUUUGAAGAGAGAAAAUUACGAAACACAGUCAAAGGCGAUCUACACUCUCCGGAAAACCAUUCGGUCAGAAUUUAAAGACAUCCGCAACAAUGGCGAUGUGGGCAAAGCAAUGUGGAGACAUAUCAAUGAACUUCGAGAACGGCCGCAUGCAACCCAACUAUCAAAUUAUACCUUUGUCUCGCCCAUCAAAACCACCAAACGCAAGAGGAACAGCGGAGUCGACGAGGACGACGAGGAAUUCCGACCCAAACCCAUCAGGUCAAUCGGGAAAGCCAUCAAAACGCGAGCAAAACGCACAUAG
Messenger RNA from Psilocybe cubensis, 1233 nucleotides. RefSeq lists its product as uncharacterized. The coding region runs from base 1 to 1233 and encodes 410 amino acids. The record is from RefSeq and is a predicted model, not a curated record. The transcript is spliced from 8 exons. Lineage: Eukaryota; Fungi; Basidiomycota; Agaricomycetes; Agaricales; Agrocybaceae.